AUGGAUCCACUUUCAUACAGCUUUAAGCGUGACGAGGAUUACACUGUUGUUCAGUCGCCUAGACCAGUAGAGUUCAAUGCACCGGCCAUCCGACCGUACCAACUGAAAGCCCCACUGCUUCGAGAGUGUCUCGCCGAAUUCUUCGGAACCUUCAUCCUAGUGCUUUUUGGAGACGGGUCCAUCGCCCAAGUCACACUAAGUGAAAACACCAAGGGAGACUACACUACAUUGUGCUUCGGAUGGGGAGUCGGCAUCCUCUUUGGCAUCCACGUCUCGGGAGGUGUCUCUGGAGCACACAUUAACCCCGCCAUCACCACCACGCUCGCACUCUUCCGCCGUUUCGAGUGGCGCAAGGUUAUCCCGUAUAUCGUGGCGCAGACGAUAGGGGCCUUCGUAGCCUCUUUCUUCGUUUACGCUAUCUACAAGCCGCAUUUUGACAUCCUCGACCCCAACAAGACUACCAUGCAAGGCGUCUUUGCCACAUACCCCUAUAGCAGUGACGUUUCCGUGAGCUCAUGCUUCUUGACCGAAGUGAUGGGCACGGCACUGCUAUUAUGCGGUCUCUUCGCCAUAGGUGAUGAGCUCAACAAGCCCGCCAACCCGUACUCGCAACCUGCUGCGGUGGCGCUGUUGGUUGUGGGUAUUGGCAUGGCUUUUGGCAUGAACACGGGUUUUGCUCUGAAUCCUGCUCGAGACUUUGGACCUCGUUUGUUCACGCUGUGUGCUGGCUGGGGCUCGCAGGUGUUCACACUGAGGGACGGGUAUUUCUGGGUCCCGAUUGUGGCUCCAGUGCUUGGCGGUGCAAUCGGCGCGGGUGUAUACGUCGGCCUUGUGGAACACCAUCACCCUCGCCAGUACAGCCCAAAACUUCCUCGGGUUGGUAGCAUCGGAUUAACUAGUCAGUGUUCGAAUAAGGUGUAA
This is a messenger RNA of Peronospora belbahrii, 921 nucleotides long. Lineage: Eukaryota; Oomycota; Peronosporomycetes; Peronosporales; Peronosporaceae. The record is from the annotation of a GenBank genome assembly.